CACAGGCAGACAGAGUGGCAGGCAGAGUCAGAGGGAGAAGCAGGCUCCCUGCGGAGCAAGGAGCCUGAUGUGGGACUCGAUCCCAGGACGCUGGGAUCAUGACCCCAGCCGAAGGCAGCUGCUCAACCAACUGAGCCACGCAGGCGUCCCACCCAGUACUUUUUUUAAAAAUAGAGAUUUACAAUAGGUUUUCAUGGAUAAUUUUUUUUUUUAAGAUUUUAUUUAUUUGACAGAUCACAAGUAGGCAGAAAGGCAGGCAAGGGAGAGGAGGAAGCAGGCUCCCUGCCUAGCAGAGAGCCUGAUGCGGGGCUUGAUCCCAGGACCCUGAUUAGGACCUGAGCUGAAGGCGGAAGCUUCAACCCACUGAGCCACUCAGGUGCCCCCAUGGAUAUAUUUUUUUUUUAAAUGGGAUACAGGAAAGGGAUCUAGUUGACAUCUAUCCUUAGAAAUAUUAGCCGUUUUUUUUAAACAAUCCAGUUCCUCAUCUGUUGCUUUUUCAUUUUGUAUACUGCAAGUUCCCAAGCAACUCAAAUUUGCAAACACAGCUAUGGAUACAAUAUUUGCUUUAGUUAUAUGGGAUUCUAGUUCUCUUUUGUUAUUUUCCCCACCCAUUCAUUUCUUAAUCAUAUAUAACUAGCUAUGGCUAGAGGUUGAUUUGCAAGUUCCUAAGUCUGUAACCUCUAGUUUGAAGCAAGAAAAGGAUGAGUAGUCAGGAACUGGUCACUUUGAAUGUGGGAGGGAAGAUAUUCACAACAAAGUUUUCUACCAUAAAGCAGUUUCCUGCUUCUCGGUUGACACGAAUGAUAGAUGGCAGAGACCAAGAAUUUAAGAUGAUUGGUGGCCAGAUUUUUGUGGACAGAGAUGGUGUUCUAUUUAGUUUCAUCUUGGAUUUUUUGAGAACUCACCAGCUCUUAUUACCCACCGACUUUUCAGACCAUCUUAGGCUUCAGAGAGAGGCUCUUUUCUAUGAACUGGAUCCUCUGGUUGAUCUCUUAAACCAAGAACACCUGCUACAGCCAAGACCUGCUCUUGUGGAGGUGCAUUUCCUAAGCCAAAACACUCAAGCAUUUUUCAGAGUGUUUGGCUCUUGCAGCAAAACAAUUGAGAUGCUAACUGGGAGGAUUACAAUGUUUAUAGAGCAACCUUCAGCACUGACCUGGAGUAGUAACUCCUUCCCUCCUCAGAUGACCUUACUUCCACUGCCUCCACAAAGACCUUCUCACCAUGACCUGGUUUUCCAAUGUGGCUCUGACAGCGCUACUGAUAACCAAACUGGAGUCAGGUAUGUUUCUAUAAAACCAGAUAACCGAAAAUUGGCCAACGGAACUAAUGUCCUCGGCUUACUAAUCGACACUUUAUUAAUGGAAGGCUUCCACCUAGUCAGCACUAGAACAUUAUCUUCUGAAGACAAAAGUGAAUGCUAUAGCUUCGAAAGGAUAAAAAGGCCUGAAGCUCUCACCAUGAACAAAACACUGAAAUCAGAGAUUACCAUCACGUCAGAGCAAUCUCAGAAAAAGAAAUGAAGUUCUCUGUUCUUUUUUAGAGUAAAGAGAAAUUGCCAUUUUCUUGUUUGGAAA
Mustela lutreola (European mink) is the source of this 1577-nucleotide messenger RNA. RefSeq names its product potassium channel regulator (gene KCNRG). The record is from RefSeq and is a predicted model, not a curated record. The transcript is spliced from 2 exons. NCBI's taxonomy places the organism in Eukaryota, Metazoa, Chordata, Mammalia, Carnivora, Mustelidae. Bases 702 to 1523 code for a protein of 273 amino acids. Gene Ontology annotation, biological process: negative regulation of delayed rectifier potassium channel activity; protein homooligomerization. Gene Ontology annotation, cellular component: endoplasmic reticulum.